Molecule: messenger RNA, 1534 nt
Organism: Magnolia sinica
Lineage: Eukaryota; Viridiplantae; Streptophyta; Magnoliopsida; Magnoliales; Magnoliaceae
Product: agamous-like MADS-box protein MADS9
Exons: 7
Coding region: 694-1329 (211 amino acids)
Biological process (GO): positive regulation of transcription by RNA polymerase II
Cellular component (GO): nucleus
Molecular function (GO): RNA polymerase II cis-regulatory region sequence-specific DNA binding; protein dimerization activity; DNA-binding transcription factor activity, RNA polymerase II-specific
Source: RefSeq, a predicted model, not a curated record
UCUUCCUUCCUUCCUACUUCCUUUCUCUGUCUCUUCUUGCAUUUUCAUCUCCACCUCUCUUCUUGCAUCUUCAUCUCCACCUCUCUUCUCGCAUCUUCAUCUCUCUAUCUCUAUCUCUACCUUUAUCUCCUUGCAUCUUCAUCUCCACCUCUCAUCUUUCAUCUUCAUCUUUCUAUCUUUAUCUCUAUCUUUAUCUCCUUACAUCUUCAUCUCCAACUCUCUUCUUGCAUCUUCAUCUCCAUCUCUUCUUGAAUCUUCAUCUCUCUCUCUCUCUAUCUCCACCUUUAUCUCCUUGCAUCUUCGUCUCUCUCUCUAUCUCAACGUUUAUCUCCUUGCAUCUUCAUCUGUCUCUCUCUGCAACUUCAUCUGUCUCUCUCUCUCUCUCUCUCUCUCUCUCUCUCUCUCUCUCUCUCUAUAUCUAUCUAUCUAUCUAUCUAUCUAUCUAUCUGUGUCUCAUAUCUCUCUCUACAGCUCCAUCUCUCUCUGUCUGCAUCUCCACCUUUCUGUCCUUGCAUCUUCAUCUCUCUUUCUCUCUGUAUCUUCAUCUCUCUCUAUCUCCAUCUCCAUUUCUCUCUUUCUCUGCAUCUCCAUCUCUCUCUUUCUUGGCAUCUUUAUCUCUCUCUCUCUCUCUCUCUCUCUCUCUCUCUCUCUCUCUCUGUGCAUCAUCACCCCUCUCCAUCAAGAAAAACCAAGAUGGGGCGUGGUAAGAUAGAGAUAAAAAGGAUAGAGAACUCCACAAACCGACAGGUGACAUAUUCAAAGAGAAGGGGAGGUAUACUGAAGAAAGCAAAGGAGAUCACCGUUUUGUGUGACGCGCAGGUCUCCCUCGUCAUCUUCUCUAGCACUGGGAAGAUGUCCGAGUAUUGUAGUCCCUCCACCGAGCUGGUGAAGAUUUUGGAACGCUACCACAAGAGUUCAGGAAAGAAGCUCUGGGAUGCUAAGCAUGAGCAUCUUAACAAUGAGGUUGAAAGGAUUAAGAAAGAGAAUGAUAGCAUGCAGAUCAAGCUCAGGCAUUUGAAGGGUGAGGAUAUCAACUCAUUGCAUCCGAAGGAACUCAUCCCUAUAGAGGAAGCCCUCGAAAACGGUCUUGCCUGUGUUCGCUCCAAGCAGAUGCAGUACUUAAAGAGGCUGAAGAAGAAUGAAAGGUGUCUGGAAGAGGAUAACAAGCGCUUGAGUUAUAUCCUGCAGCAUCAGCAACAACUGGCGAUGGACGUAAAUCUAAGAGAAAUGGACCACGGGUAUCAUCAGAGAGAGAGAGAAUAUCAUCCCCAGAUGCCUUUCGCAUUCCGCGUGCAACCCAUCCAGCCCAAUCUACAUCAGAAUAAGUAAGAACGGAUGCUCUGGCAUCAAUGGCUUGGAAAACUUCAAAAUACUCCUCUAUCUAAUAUCUAAUGCUAUUUUUACAAGUAAUAAUAGUAAUGUGUGGUGACUUCUAUAAUAAAAUACUACUUAAGCUACAUAAGUACUACGAUCCUGGACAUAUUUGUAUGGAUUUGAUUAAAGGUAAUCUAUUUACUGAUGGUGUUGCUAGUUA